This is a messenger RNA of Ixodes scapularis (black-legged tick), 2111 nucleotides long. RefSeq names its product fatty acyl-CoA reductase 1. The transcript is spliced from 12 exons. The record is from RefSeq and is a predicted model, not a curated record. Gene Ontology annotation, molecular function: alcohol-forming very long-chain fatty acyl-CoA reductase (NADP+) activity. Gene Ontology annotation, biological process: long-chain fatty-acyl-CoA metabolic process. Lineage: Eukaryota; Metazoa; Arthropoda; Arachnida; Ixodida; Ixodidae. Gene Ontology annotation, cellular component: peroxisome. Bases 1 to 1599 code for a protein of 532 amino acids.
AUGGAGAUCAAAAUGGCAUCAAUGGAUAAGCCGUUCAUUCCAGAUUUUUACAGGGAAAAAGACAUUUUUGUUACCGGAGCGACUGGAUUCAUGGGAAAAGUGCUUCUGGAGAAGUUGUUGAGAUCAUGCAACGGACUCCGCCGUAUCUUCGUCCUCAUGAGAGCCAAGGGAGGUGCAUCUUCGCAAGCUCGGCUGGACGAGCUUUUAGACGCUGAGAUCUUCGACGCCCUUCGAGCUUCCGAUCCCCACUUCGCGCAAGGCAAAGUUAUCGCCGUCGAAGGAGACCUGACUCUCUCCGAGCUCGGUCUGAGCACCGAGCACAAGAGAGCACUCUGGGAAAACGUGGACAUCGUGUUUCAUUCGGCAGCCAUCGUCAAGUUCGACGAGCCCCUCAAGAGUUCCAUUGAUAUGAAUGUUCUUGGAACCAGAAGACUCCUCCAACUCUGUCAAGGCAUGGUCAAGCUGAAGGCGUUCGUUCACGUGUCGACGGCGUACUGCAACUGCGACAAGGAAGACGUGGCGGAGAUCAUCUAUCCGCCACCGUUCGAUCCACAAAGCGUCAUCGAUGCGCUCAGUUGGAUGGACGACGCCCUGGUGGAAGCGAUCACGCCCAAGUUGCUGGGCAGCCGGCCCAACAUGUACACCUUCACCAAGGCGCUGGCCGAGAGUCUGGUGGCCGAGGAACGUGGAACGCUGCCCGUGGCCAUUGUUCGACCCUCCAUCGUCACCGCGGCCUGGAGGGAGCCCAUUCCCGGCUGGAUUGACAACAUCAAUGGUCCUACGGGACUCCUUGUGGCUUCAGGAAAAGGACUACUACGUUCCAUGCUGGCUGACACCAACAAAGCGGCGGACUUUGUUCCAGUGGACGUUGUGAUAAAUACCAUGAUCAUCGUAGCCUGGUACACGGCCACGCAAAGACCAGAGAAGACGGGCGUGUACCACUGCGCCUCGGGCACCCUGCGCAAACUAACGUGGGGCGACAUCGAGACCAUCGCGUACCCGCUGCUUCUCUGGCAUCCGAUGCCCAACCCCGUCCGCUACCCUGGCGGCAGCUUCAAGAAGAGCCGCUUCUUCAACGCCCUGUCCAUGUUCGUGGAGCACCGAUGCCCCGCCCAGCUGUACGACUGCUACCUCUGGUUGUCCGGCAGAAAGCCCAAGAUGGUCAAGCUCUUCACCAAACUCUACAAGGUCAUGGUGUCCUUGGAGUAUUUCACCACUCACGAGUGGAGAUUCAACUGCACAAACCUUCUUGCUCUUCUCCAAGAAAUCUCUCCCGCAGAUCGAAAGAUGUUCUGCAUCGACCUCCGGCUGUUGAACUGGGGACACUACUUCAAGGACUAUGUCAUUGGUACCCGCAAGUUUGUCCUUAAGGAAGACCCCUCAACGGUUUCGGAAGGCAGGAACAAGCUGCGAAGGCUGUACAUCUACCAGCAGCUCCUUUACGUGGGCCUGGUGGCGUUCGUCUGGAGACUCAUCAUGUACAAGUCCAAGUCCGCCUGCAGACUCUGGCGCGCCGUCGUAUCUCUGUUCCUGCCACUGCUAAGCCUCGUCUCUUCCGUACUCGGCCUGCCUUGUUCAGAAGACAUCCUCAAGCAGUAGUGACACUGCCUUCCCUCGUGUUCCUGAACACUUCCAGCCAGAAACACACUUGCCACGCACCUGUAGAAUGACUUUUCUUUUUGUGAUGUGGAUCUCUGAAAAGCGACGACAGCUGGGUCUGCGGACACGGAUGCGCCAAAGGGGGUCCAAGCUUCUCCAGACGUUGCUAUUGAGCUUAUAGUUUGGACCACGUGGAGUGAGGCAUUAAUUAUCGAAUGCUUUGUUUCUUACUUAUGGUCGCUUAGGUAUAAAACAAGAAAGAAACCAAAACGCCUAUAGUUUAAUUGCACGUCGUAAGCGCUCGUCAAGGGACCACUGUUAACGAGAAAUAGAGUUCCGGUUUGAUUUUUGUUUUGUGAGCAGCGUUUCAUACCUUUCGCAAAUGCCCCCGUUGCGGUCGUAAUCACCGAAGAGAUUCACUGCAACUGAUAAUUCAUGGUCUUGCUCUAUCAUUUCCAAACUCUAAGUGAAGCGUAAAAAAAAAUAAAACCAACGCAAAAAAAACAAAAAAA